Sphenostylis stenocarpa is the source of this 552-nucleotide messenger RNA. The record is from the annotation of a GenBank genome assembly. NCBI's taxonomy places the organism in Eukaryota, Viridiplantae, Streptophyta, Magnoliopsida, Fabales, Fabaceae.
AUGGAGGGGUUGGAGCCAAAGGUGGUGGUGAGGAGCGAGAGGUGGAAGAGGGAUGUGGCAGAUUGUGGUGACAAAGGGUACGUUGAGCUGAUGCAGGAGAAGAAUAAGAAGAAUAAGAAAGGGGCGGUAGGGAAGAAAGGGUGUGCUGCAACUGGUGGUGGACAUAGCAUGUUGUGUUGUCAAGCGGAGAAGUGCAACGCGGAUCUGCAUGAGGCCAAGCAAUACCACAGGAGGCACAAGGUGUGUGAGUAUCAUGCCAAGGCUCAGGUUGUUCUUGUUCAUGGCAUCAGACAACGGUUCUGUCAGCAAUGUAGCAGAUUCCACGAGUUGUCUGAAUUUGAUGACACAAAAAGAAGUUGUCGCAUGCGUUUGGCUGUACACAAUGAACGGAGGAGAAAGAACUCUGAUCAAUCUCAAGCAGAAGGGUCAAGCCACAAAGAGACAGAGGCCCCUCAAUUGAAGAACAUUGCUUGUGGUCAGGCUAAUGAAAGGGAGAGAACUCAUGCAGCAAUACAAGAAAAUUCUGCAUACAAAAAUUUCCAAAUAAGAUAA